Molecule: messenger RNA, 633 nt
Organism: Salvia miltiorrhiza (redroot sage)
Lineage: Eukaryota; Viridiplantae; Streptophyta; Magnoliopsida; Lamiales; Lamiaceae
Product: putative NAC domain-containing protein 94
Exons: 2
Coding region: 1-633 (210 amino acids)
Biological process (GO): regulation of DNA-templated transcription
Molecular function (GO): DNA binding
Source: RefSeq, a predicted model, not a curated record
AUGGCUUCCCAGGUGCCCUCGUAUUAUCCAUUCAACGAAUUUGCGCCGCUGCCGCCAUUGGACGCCGCCUCUCUCUCGAUCGAAGACUAUCCCCCUUAUGAUCAACCGUUCGAAUUAGAUUGCGGCGGAGGUGGCGGCAGCGGCGGCGGCAACUCUGUUUAUGCUCCCGGGUUUAAGUUCCGGCCAACCGACGAGGAACUGAUCGUGCACUACCUACAGCCGGAGUUUAUUAAAGCCUCUCUUCCGCAGACAAGGAUCAUCAAGCAUGCAGAUAUAUACGAUUACGAGCCACAUCAACUUUCUGGUUUAGUUGAAGAAGAUCAUGGAGAUGGGAAGAUGUAUUUCUAUACUAUGAUUAAGAAGAUCGGAAAAUCCAAGACAGAUCGAAGCAUAAAAUCGAAGAAGGGGAAUUGGAAGCCAACUCAAGCCCCCAAAGAAAUCAAGGGUAGUAUAAGUGGGACUAUCAUUGGCUACAGAACAUCUUUAAAGUAUUAUGAAGACAAGAAGAAAACCCAAUGGCUGAUGCAAGAAUACAAGCUCAACACUUCACACCAUUCUUCUCGACAACUUGUGCUCGCAGUAGUCUACUUUCAUCCCCAGAAAAAAGCAGACGACAGCGACGACGACUGCUGA